AUGAAUGAAACAAGUAAACUAUUAUCUAAAACUGAAUCAAAUAAUGCCGAGAAGCAAACGAAUAAUGAAUCAAUAUUUAAAAAGAAGUUCAAGUACUUCUUAAUUCCAUCUUUAUUAAUAAUUUUAAUAUUUUAUAAAUUUUAUAAUAAUCAACUACAACUAACAUCAACAAAUCCAUUAUUUGGUCCAUCAUUAACAUUACGAUUAUAUACAAAUAAUAUAAGAUUUGAUAAUUUUAAAUAUCCUGAUGCUCAUGAAAAACCAUGGUCAAAACGAAAAAUUCAAAGUAUUAAUUCAAUGGAGUUUCAUACAGCAAUUGGACAUGCAAAUAUAAUUUGUUUACAAGAAGUAUUACAUCAUCAAUUACUUGAUAUCUUACAUGGAUUGAAUUCAAAUGAUAAUGAUCAAUGGUCAUAUUAUGGGGUUGGUAGAUCUGAUGGUGAUAAAGCAGGUGAAUUUGCUCCAAUUUUAUUCAAGACGACUGAUUUUUUUGUUUUAGAAAAUACCACGUUUUGGUUGAGUGAAACACCUUCAGUACCUAGUAAAGGUUGGGAUGCAGCAUUGGAAAGAAUAGUUACAAUGGUUUCAUUUCAAAGUAAACUAAACCCAUUAAUUAAAUUCAAUAUUUUCAACACCCAUUAUGAUCAUCGUGGUAAAAUUGCAAGAAGAAAAAGUUCAAAAUUAAUUGUUGAUAAAAUGGAAAAUUAUAAUAAUUAUCCUUCAUAUUUAUGUGGUGAUUUCAAUACUGAACCAAGAGAUGAACCAUAUGGUAUAUUAACAAGUGCUGGUUUCAAAGACAGUAGAAUUUUAAUCAAUUCAAAAUUUUCAUAUGGUCAUGAAACUACAUUUACAGGAUUUGAUAUAACAAACGAACCAUAUUCAAUAAUAGAUUAUAUUUGGUCACCCUAUUUCACCAAGUCUCAUCAAUUAAGUUCAAAUUCAGAUAUUGAUACCGAAGAUAAUGAAAUGAUUAAUUAUUUUAACUUAAAACAUCAUCAAUAUUAUAAUAUAGAAUUAAAACAAUUUGGAAUAUUAAGCAAUUAUUUAAAGGGAUUUUAUUUCUCAGAUCAUAGACCAGUAGUUGCUACUUACGAAAUUACAAGGACAAAAUUAAUUUAA
Molecule: messenger RNA, 1119 nt
Organism: Lodderomyces jiufengensis
Lineage: Eukaryota; Fungi; Ascomycota; Pichiomycetes; Serinales; Debaryomycetaceae
Exons: 1
Coding region: 1-1119 (372 amino acids)
Molecular function (GO): 3'-5'-RNA exonuclease activity
Source: RefSeq, a predicted model, not a curated record